UCUGCUAACCAUCUCAAGAUGGCGGACGAGGAGAGAGAGACGGCGCUGCCAAUUUCUACUGAAGCUAAGAAACGACGUGCACCUAAAGCACCAGAGCUUCCUAUUGUGGAGAGAAGAAACUGGCUGAUCCACCAGCACUAUCUCCACAAGGACUAUGAGACCUGUAAGGUGAUCAUCAAAGAACAGCUGCAGGAGACCAGUGGAAUGUGUGAAUAUGCUAUUUAUGUUCAAGCACUGAUCUUACGUCUUGAAGGAAAGAUCCAACAGUCCCUGGAGCUGUUUCAGAGCUGCGCCAUCCUUAAUCCAAACAGCAGUGACAACCUAAAGCAAGUGGCCCGGUCCCUAUUUCUUCUGGGAAAGCACAAAGCAGCUAUUGAAAUUUAUCACGAAGCUGCAAAACUCAACGAAAAAGACUGGGAGAUCAGUCAUAAUCUGGGCGUGUGCUGUUACUUCAUCAAAGACUUCAAAACCGCUGAGGAGCAUCUAAACACCGCUCUCCAGAUAAAUAAACACGACGCCACUUUCAUGAUGCUCGGGAAAGUUCAUCUGCUGGCUGGAGACACAGACAGAGCCAUUGAAGUGUACAAGAGAGCAGUGGAAUUCUCUCCAGAGAACACUGAACUCCUGACCACGCUCGGCCUCCUUUAUUUACAGCUUGGGAAAUACCAGAAAGCGUUCGAGCACCUUGGGAACGCUCUCACCUUCGACCCCAACAAUUAUAAGGCCAUCCUGGCUGCAGGCAGCAUGAUGCAAACCCACGGUGACUUUGAUGUGGCCAUGAACAAGUACAGAGUGGCUGCCUGCGCUGUUCCUGAGAGCCCCCCUCUCUGGAACAACAUCGGCAUGUGCUUCUUCGGCAAAAAGAAAUACGUAGCCGCCAUCAGCUGCCUGAAGCGAGCUCACUACUUGUCUCCCUUUGACUGGAAAGUGUUGUACAACCUGGGGCUGGURCACCUGACCAUGCAGCAGCACGCUUCAGCCUUCCACUUCCUCAGCGCAGCCAUCAACCUGAACCCUCGGAUGGGAGAAUUAUACAUGUUGCUGGCAGUGGCGUUGACCAAUUUGGAGGACAUGGAGAACGCCACCAGAGCUUAUGAACAAGCUGUGAAUAUGGAUGAAUCCAACCCGCUGGUCAACCUGAACUUUGCAAUAUUCCUCUAUAACCAUGGAGACAAGAAGAGAGCUCUGGAUCAGUACCAGGAGAUGGAAAGGAAAGUGAACCUGCUUCGAGACAGCAGCAGCAGCUUUGAGUUUGACCUCGAGCUGAUGGAUAUGGCUCAGAAGAUGGGAGCUGCACUGCAGGUCACAGAGGGUCUGGUGUGGACUAAACCAGGCAAAGACUCCAAAUCUAAAGCUCACUCUGCCACGGCCACCAAAAGCCCCGGCACUCCUCUGGGUACGAACCAAGCUCUGGGUCAGGCCAUGUCUUCAGCUGCGAGCUACAGCAAGAACAUCCAGCUGCCCACAGGGGUUUCUAAAGGGCCUCCCAUGGCUCCUGAGCCAGAGGUGGACGUAGAGAACGCUCCCAGCCCACCUUCAGACCCUCCAGGGUCCCCAGAACCUGAACCCUCUGACAGCUCCAAAUCAAAAACAUCUCGGAGGAAAACCAAGGUGGAGGAAUGAAUUCAUCCUCUCUGACGUCACCGCGGUCAGACCUGAAACUCUAGAAUGAAGGGUGAGAUAGACAAACAGCUACCGUCUGUAGUUAAAGACUGGACAGGUCAGGCUCUGCGUUCUCUUUGUGACUAGAUUCCUGUAAGGGUUGUGAAUUUCCAGGCAGCUGUGACGAAACGUCUGAAGCAGCGGAAGAAUCUUUGUGUUCAUUUGUAUCAAAGCCGCUCACAUCGUCUGAAGAUGUUCAGCAAGAAGUCGGAAUGAUUCUCGCCCCUCAUCUGGCUGUAAGAUCUGAACCACUGAGACAAUCAAUGUUCAAACCGACGAGGAGGAGGAGGAGGAAGAGUCUGCUUAUAUCAGAUGAUAAUAGAGAGGAUUUAGUCUGCAUAAAUGUCCUGUUUAUAAAGAGUAUUUAUUAUUAAAUAAGACAUUUUAAAGAAA
Molecule: messenger RNA, 2055 nt
Organism: Austrofundulus limnaeus
Lineage: Eukaryota; Metazoa; Chordata; Actinopteri; Cyprinodontiformes; Rivulidae
Gene: bbs4
Product: Bardet-Biedl syndrome 4
Exons: 16
Coding region: 19-1623 (534 amino acids)
Biological process (GO): protein localization to cilium; cilium assembly
Cellular component (GO): ciliary basal body
Molecular function (GO): protein binding
Source: RefSeq, a predicted model, not a curated record